GAGGGGGAGCAGGCAGCGGCCGCGGCGGCAGCGGCCUGGUCUCCGGCGGCGGCCGCUCCGUGCCGUCGCAGAAUUGAAGUGGGUGUCAUUUUCACGAAGGCUGACCAGCAUCCCAAGAUGAAGACCAACCUGGUGCGCAUGUUGCAGACAAUAGCAGCGCACACACCAGAUUGUGUCAACUUUAACAUGUUCACCGACGAAAACAGCAAGGCAAUCAUCGGAACGGCGUCUAUGAAGGCGCGCCUGUCCGGGCGGUUUACGGUGACCAACCAUGCCAUCGCGCCAAUGGCCGACCAGAUGAAAUCACUGAUCGAGGUCAUGCAGGAACACUUCGCUCCGCGCAAGGGCACCUACUACAACGACGUGCUGUUCUUCCUCACCACGACCAUGCAUCGCUCGCUGCCGCGGCUGAAGCGCGUCAUCAUGAUGGACGUGGACAUCAGCGUGCGCGCCGACCUCGCCCUGCUCGACGACCACUUCGAGCGGUUCUCGCCGGAGAACGUGAUGGGCCUGAGCCUGGAGCUGUCGCCUGUGUACCGGCACGUGCUGGAGGCCCAUCGUCGCGAGACUGGUAACCUGACGGCGGGCGGAGCGCCGCCGGCCGGCUUCCCCGGCCUCAACAGCGGCGUCGUGCUGCUGGACCUGGCGCGCAUGCGCGCCUCGCGCCGCUACAACCAGCUGAUGACCGAGCACGAGAUCCGGCGGCGCACGGCCCGCUACCGCUUCAAGGGUCACCUGGGCGAUCAGGACCUGUACACGCUGCUGGCACUGGACGAGCCGGAGCUGUUCUACGUGCUGCCGUGCGGCUGGAACCGGCAGCUCUGCACGUUCUGGCGCUCCGUAUACGCCGACGUGUUCGACCAGUACUUCCGCUGCCCCGGCUCCAUCAGCAUCUACCACGGCAACUGCAAGGCGACCAUCCCCACGGAAGGCGAGCGGCGGGCUUGAGCGAAGGCGACAAUUCACACGAUUUGGCCCCGUUGGGUGCUCCUUUGUUGGCAAGCGUGGGGUCGCGCCCCUGUUACAUGGGUAUGAGAAUCUAGACUCGCGUGGCCACCUCCCACCACCUCCCUCAACCGUUAGUUCCUCAGUUCGUUGGCUUGUCUGCAGCCGCGCUGUGUGUAUCCCGAGAAACCCGCCGGAAGCCUCUUGUGUUAGCUAAAGCCAUGGCUGAAAGUGCCGUUAUUUGUCGCUCCUAACAGCUCCAUGUUAGUGAAUAGGUUUCUCGCGUGUGGCUGCUCGCGUCGGGUGUACAAAGGAAUGGUUGACAGCGAUCGAAAACGAAGUUCUGCGGGUGAUCACAGCUGUUUGGUGGUGGGCUUGCCUCUUCAUCCGUGCGAUGUCUUUUAGUGUAAGUGAUAAGCAGUCAAUACCUUGACUGUGGGGCGGGGAUCUGAGCGUCGCCCGAGUCCCAAAAAGUCGAAUAUUGCGGAGGGCUCAUUCAGCGUGUGACACAGGUGUGGAGCAGCGUGCGUUUCUUACGGGGUACGCGGCGCACUGGUUUUUGGGAGAGGGCUUUCCUGGAGUACAAAAUGCGUUCGGUUGUUGAUGAACAGGAUGGGGCUGGGACAGGUCCUCUGCGUUGAGUCCUCGAGGUUGGCAAAUACCGACGGUCGUCGCGGCCUGCCAGCCUACUUGUUAAACAUGUGUGUAAUGUUGACGUGGUCCACUUCUCCGGUUUUGGGUUCUGCACAUAUUUGCGACCAUUUUGAGGCUUCUCAUGGCAUUGCGCUUAGUCGGUACACCCUGCCAUGAAGUCGCUAUUUCGAAACAUUUUGAAACUUUGAUCACGGCCCACCGAAUGAAGGUUGAUGUAUGCCUACUUCAUUUCUGAUUCGAUAUUUUGUGCGGCAACAAGCUCCCUCUAAACCA
This is a messenger RNA of Pollicipes pollicipes, 1872 nucleotides long. RefSeq names its product xyloside xylosyltransferase 1. NCBI's taxonomy places the organism in Eukaryota, Metazoa, Arthropoda, Thecostraca, Pollicipedomorpha, Pollicipedidae. Gene Ontology annotation, molecular function: xylosyl alpha-1,3-xylosyltransferase activity. Gene Ontology annotation, biological process: protein O-linked glycosylation via N-acetylgalactosamine. The transcript has 2 exons. Bases 118 to 948 code for a protein of 276 amino acids. The record is from RefSeq and is a predicted model, not a curated record. Gene Ontology annotation, cellular component: endoplasmic reticulum membrane.